CCAAUUGAAAGAUUGGACAUAUCUUUGACUAUCCCACACUUUUUCUACUCGGUGUUUUAAAUUUUAGGUAAUGAUUUUCACCAUCUCAGAUGUUUUUGUGAGGGUUGUACUUCGAAAUAACCACUCAAACUUUCUAUAUACUACAGAGAUCUUUCCUAACAUGUUUUUGUCUUACAAUGUUUAAAUGAACCAAUGUCCCAUUUAAUGAUAUCUGUUUGGGAGAUAUGACAAGUUUAAUUUCAUGCGAUCUGAUUGGUCGACAGCAAGUUUUAAUACCAUUUGAACUAAAAAGCCAAAUAGUUUUCCAGUAACUCAAUUGCUGACAGCCUAAAGAGUUGUUAUUCCGUAUUUUGUUUUUCAUGCUGAUGUGUCGGAAAUUACUUCUAGUAUUCAGACAUGUCAAUCAGCCAAGCUGACGCUGAUGAAGAAUGUCUAGUUUUUCCUGCAAUAACUAAAAAUUAUUCAGAAGUAAAAAAUACGGAUGGAUUAUCAGUGGAAUUAAACAAUACACCACCCAACACAAACUCCUUUUCUCGACCUCUACGUUCCACUUUAAAAACAAAAUUGAAGUUCGAAUCCGAAAAAAUAAAACAAACUGGUUUUAAUAACUCAGAAAGAAACAACAAACUAUACACAGUAACUACCAGAGGACAAAAAAACCCUGAUAGCUCAAUCCUUAUGAUUUAUAAAUUAGACGCUAUGGAGAAAAACGGUGCUAUGAAAAGCCAAUUCACAACCCUUAAAAAUGACAUGGAAGUAUGUGAUUCGGAUCAAACCACUCCAUGUGGAUCUAAAGAGCAUUUAAAGAGGCCUUCUAUACAACAGUUAAGAAAGUACUCGGUCGUGGAUCCGAAUACUCUUAAGUUUAUGGAAGAUCCAUCAAGAAAAUCAGGAGAUUAUGGAAUAUGCAGUGCCAUUUUAAUUACAAUUUCAUACUUAUUCAUAAUUAUUACAUUUCCUUUCUCGUUAUUUUUCUGUAUUAAAGUUGUAGCUGAAUAUGAAAGAGCAGUUAUAUUUCGAUUAGGACGAAUUCUGCCUAAAGGUGCUCGUGGACCAGGACUUUUCUUUAUUGCACCAUGUAUUGAUUCAAUUCGUAAAGUUGAUUUACGAACUGUAACAUUUGAUGUUCCGCCUCAAGAAGUCCUUACCAAAGAUUCAGUAACAGUAGCUGUAGACGCAGUAGUUUAUUAUCGUAUUUACAAUCCUGUCGUAGCUAUAACUAAUGUUGAAGAUGCCGAUCGAUCAACACGCCUACUAGCAGCAACUACAUUAAGAAAUGUUCUAGGUACGAAAAAUUUAGCUGAGAUUUUAUCUGAACGUGAAUCGAUUUCAACAUCUAUGCAGACAAUGCUUGAUGAUGCAACUGAUCCGUGGGGCGUGAAAGUAGAACGUGUUGAAGUAAAAGAUGUACGUUUACCUGUACAACUUCAAAGAGCUAUGGCCGCUGAAGCUGAGGCUACAAGAGAAGCACGUGCUAAGGUAAUUGCUGCAGAAGGUGAAGAAAAAUCCUCAGUUGCAUUAAAACAAGCUGCUGAUGUUAUUAAAACAUCACCAUUUGCAUUACAAUUACGUUAUUUACAAACAUUAAGUGCAAUUUCAGCUGAAAAAAAUUCCACAAUUAUAUUUCCCCUUCCAAUUGAUAUGUUAGUUAAUUUAUUUCAUCGAUAAAAUGACAUAAUCAAAUUAAUUUAAAUCAAAUCAGUAAAUUAAUAAACAAACAAACAAAUAAAAUAAACAUUCAUAUACAUGAUAAUAUAAAUAGUUCUCUCGUAUUAAAUUAAAAUUUUUAGAAAAAAAAGAAAAAGAGAAAGAAAGAAAAAAGAAGGUAAACGGUUUAUUAUGUGGAAUUCUGUAAACAAUCGAUUAAAUAAAUAUUUAUUCAAUUUUUUUUUCAAAAAUAUAAUUACGCGCAAUACAUGAAUGAAAUACAAUACAAUACAAUGUAUUUAAUCUUGAAUAAUAGAUUUCUCUAUAUCUUUAGUUAAAUGAAAAAUAAAUGAUGAAUUAUUGUUUAUUGUUUAUACAUUCUCUAUUACAUGAAAUUGAUAAUAAAAUUUGUGUGACUGUUAAUAAAAAGUUUUCCUUUUUUUCAAGAAAAAUAUUACAAUAUAACAAUAUGCCUUUUGGGUGUUUGCAAAUUGUUCUGUUAUUUUGUUUCCCAUUCUAUCUUUGGUUUUCUUUUUUUCUUUAUAUAUAUAUAUAUAUAUAUAU
Molecule: messenger RNA, 2211 nt
Organism: Schistosoma spindalis
Lineage: Eukaryota; Metazoa; Platyhelminthes; Trematoda; Strigeidida; Schistosomatidae
Source: the annotation of a GenBank genome assembly